Messenger RNA from Gloeophyllum trabeum ATCC 11539, 1670 nucleotides. RefSeq names its product NAD-aldehyde dehydrogenase. NCBI's taxonomy places the organism in Eukaryota, Fungi, Basidiomycota, Agaricomycetes, Gloeophyllales, Gloeophyllaceae. Gene Ontology annotation, molecular function: aldehyde dehydrogenase (NAD+) activity. The record is from RefSeq and is a predicted model, not a curated record. The transcript is spliced from 17 exons. The coding region runs from base 20 to 1534 and encodes 504 amino acids.
GUCCCUCCACCACACCGCAAUGGCCCAGCCCGUGCAAGUCACCAUUCCCGCCACAGGGCGCAAGAUCACCGUCCCAACAGGGCUCUUCAUCAACAACGAGUUUGUGCCGUCGGUGGAUUCCAAGGAUACCAUCGAGACCGUCAACCCGGCCACCGAGCUUGUCAUCUGUUCUGUCGCCGCCGCGUCUUCGGCUGACAUUGACAGAGCCGUCGCUGCCGCCCGACACGCCUUCAAUACAACAUGGGGCAAGAACGUGACCGGCUUUGAGCGUUCCAGGCUCAUGAACAAACUGGCUGAUCUGAUGGAGCGAGACGCACAGGCCUUGGCGGAGUUGGAAACACUCAACAAUGGCAAGCCCGUGCGCGUUGCUAGGGACUUCGACAUUGGCGACUCUAUACAAUGCAUCAGGUACUACGCCGGCUGGGCCGACAAGAUUACUGGUCAGACCAUCGAAGUCGACAACAAGACCAAAGUUGCCUUUACCCGCCACGAGCCCAUUGGCGUCUGCGGCCAAAUCAUACCAUGGAAUUAUCCUAUCAACAUGUGGUCUUGGAAGGUGGCCCCUGCUCUCGCGGCAGGCUGCACAAUCGUCAUGAAACCGUCAGAGGUCACCCCGCUCACCGCCCUUAAAUUGUCCGAAUUAUUCGUCGAAGCUGGGUUCCCACCCGGCGUCCUCAACACGGUCCCGUCCCUCGGCUCGGUCGGCGGCGCCGCCCUUGCGUCCCACCUCGACGUCGACAAGGUCGCGUUCACCGGCAGCACCCUGACCGGCAGGAAGAUCAUGGAGGCAGCGGCCAGGAGCAACCUGAAAAAGGUCUCUCUCGAACUGGGCGGCAAGUCGCCCCACAUCAUCUUCGAGUCCGCCGACCUCGAGCAGGCCGCCAACUGGGCCGCCCUGGGCAUCCUCUACAACUCCGGGCAGGACUGCACCGCGGGCUCGCGCCUCUUCGUGCAGGACACGAUCUACGACAGGUUCACCGCGCUGCUCGCGGAGAAGGCGCGCGCGCUGAAGAUCGGCGACGGGUUCGGCGAGGACGUGAGCGGCGGGCCCGUGGUCUCCAAGGCGCAGUAUGAGCGCGUGUGGUCGUACAUCGAGUCGGGCAAGGCUGAGGGCGCGAAGAUCCUCAACGGCGGGGAGAAACGGCAGGGCAAGGGGUUCUAUGUCGAUCCUACGAUUUUUACUGACGUCAAGCCGUCCAUGAAAAUCGUCAGGGAAGAGAUUUUCGGGCCCGUGCUGGCUGUCGCCAAGUUCCACACGGAAGAAGAAGCCAUCGCGCUAGCAAACGACACGACGUACGGUCUUGGCGCAGGCCUGCACUCCAAUGACGCCAACCAGUGCAUGCGCGUCUCUUCGGCGCUCGAAGCGGGCACGGUUUGGGUCAACCAAUACAAUAUGCUCAACAACAACGUACCUUUCGGAGGGAAAAAGCAGAGCGGCAUCGGCCGCGAGCUGGGCAGCUACGGCCUCGAGGAGUAUACCUCCGUCAAGGCUGUGCAUUGGAACUUUGGCGAGAAGCUCGACUGGCCUUUCUAGACCGGGUAGCGGACACAUGUAGCGAACAAGCGGACAGCGGGGGAAAUCUUGGAUAUGAACAUGUAUGGUAUCGAAGCCUUGUACGAAUAGUUCGCCGCUCUGGAUUUAGUAUGCGCAAUUCAUGACAUCUACUAUA